Cavia porcellus (domestic guinea pig) is the source of this 5716-nucleotide messenger RNA. RefSeq names its product clarin 1 (gene Clrn1). The record is from RefSeq and is a predicted model, not a curated record. Lineage: Eukaryota; Metazoa; Chordata; Mammalia; Rodentia; Caviidae. Gene Ontology annotation, biological process: sensory perception of sound; equilibrioception. The transcript is spliced from 3 exons. The coding region runs from base 676 to 1374 and encodes 232 amino acids.
CAGGUCUAAGAGAUGGAGGUAGGAGCACAAGCCCCUGUGCUUCACCGGGGUGAUUCAUUUCCAUGCAAGACUCAGUGCAGUGCAAUAUUUUUAUCCUGCUACAACUGAAAAAUUUCAAACUCAGUUAAUUACUAUUUCACAACUUCUUUCUACUUCUGCCAAAUCUCCUCUUUUUCUCCCACCAGAAACAAAAGCAAACUAAAAACACAUCAAGAGAUAAACUUCUAAAGCUGCUGAAAAUUUACCGUAAGAGUCAAGCCUGCUUCUGAAAGUUUCAACUCACCCAAUCAGACAACAGGCUGACAGAAAGGAGGCAUUUAUCAAGUUACACGGAGGACUCCAUCUGUUAUCCUAGACCUUUGUUACCAAGUGACUCAAGAGGACAUACUCUAAGGUAGUUUGAAAGAGUUUCAUUUUACAGAUUCUUAGUUCAAAGAUUUCAAUUCAGAAAGAAGAAACAGCACGAGAGGAAAGAAUCCAAGUAUGAGUGAUGGAGAAAACUUCAUAGGCUGACAUUCGACCCGGCAAGAGCGACCGUCCAUGGUGAAGUUGCCUUUUCAGCCGGCACCCAUCCCUUUGGUUUCUAUAAUAAACGCAGGCACAGAGGCAGCCUCUUCUCCAUGCACACAAAAGUCUUUCUUCUGAACUGCACCCUCACCACAGCUGUUUCCCAUCAUGUCCAACCAACAGAAGAAAAUCAUUUUUUGCAUGGCUGGGGUGUUAAGCUUUGUGUGCGCUCUAGGGGUUGUGACAGCUCUGGGGACACCCCUGUGGAUUAAAGCCACCAUCCUUUGCAAAACAGGAGCUCUGCUUGUCAAUGCCUCAGGACAGGAGCUGGACAAGUUCAUGGGCGAGAUGCAGUAUGGGCUUUUCCACGGAGAGGGCGUAAGGCAGUGUGGGUUGGGAGCCAGGCCCUUUCGGUUCUCAUUUUUCCCAGAUUUGCUUAAAGCAAUUCCAGUGAGCAUCCAUGUUAAUGUCAUUCUCUUCUCCACGAUCCUCAUCGUUCUGACCAUGGUGGGAACAGCCUUCUUCAUGUACAACGCUUUUGGCAAACCCUUCGAAACGCUGCACGGUCCACUAGGGUUGUAUCUUUUGAGUUUCAUUUCAGGCUCCUGUGGCUGUCUUGUCAUGAUUUUGUUUGCCUCUGAAGUGAAAAUCCACCACCUCUCAGAAAAAAUUGCAAAUUAUAAUGAAGGGACUUAUGCAUACAAAACGCAAAAUGAAAAAUACACCACCUCCUUCUGGGUCGUUUUCAUUUGCUUUUUUGUUCAUUUGCUGAAUGGGCUUUUAAUACGACUUGCUGGAUUUCAGUUUCCUUUUUCAAAAUCGAAAGAUGCAGAGACAACAAAUGUAGCCGCAGAUUUAAUGUACUGAGAAGCAAGCAUUGUCAUUUUCCGACGAAGGAAGUGGGUUUGCUUUGGCCACUCUAACAGAGUUAAUUUUAUCCAUCCUUUCAGGCUGUGUAAAGCACCAAAACCCUCCACAACAAUGUUUAAAAAUUAUGAACUAAGGACAUUGGAUGGAAAGUAAGGGAAACUUCUUUGUAAUCUUGUUUACCUGGUGGGAAGUCCUUAACCCAGGUAGUCAAAACAAUUGCCUAGAAUGGACAAAUUGUUACUCUGCAUACAUAUCAAAGUACAAGAUGCCAGCCAGGCAUGCUGGUGCACACCUGUAAUCCCAGCACUUGGGAGACUAAGGCAGGUGGAUCACAAGUUCAAGAGCAGUCUGGGCUACAUGGUAUCUCAAAAGAAAGAAAGAGAGAGAGAGAGAAAGAAAGAAAGGAAGGAAGGAAGGAAGGAAGGAAGGAAGGAAGGAAGAAAGAGAAAAGAAAGAAAAAACAAGGUACCUUUACCAUCACCAAGAGAAUUGGCAGGCACAAAGAAUAUAUGUUAUUAGAGACAAAUACUAUAUCUGUAUGUCCAUGUAUUUGUUGCCACAGAUAUCAUAAAACAGACUGGAAUUGCUUUUAUCAAAUAAUAGUAUAUUAAAUGAACUAAUUUACUUUUUAAAAUAAAAGGUUUAAAACGUAGUCGAUCCUUUGGUGAAAAUUUACAAACCUCUGAAAGCAAGCAAAAAAAGAAAGAUAUUUUCUCUCCUGUGUUUGAGUCAUAACUAUACUCACAACUACAAUCAAAAACUACACUCAACUUUCAAUGAAUGUAAUUGCUGGAACAAUGCAGGAUAAUCUGGAUGGUACAGAUGAUACAAAAGGACUCAUCAGGGCUGCUGUUUCUAGCUGACGGUCAUGAGCCCUCACUGCCCAUUAUAAAAAGUGCAUUUAUACCAGAUUACAAUGAUAUCAUGGAGUCGUGUUGGAUGAGCAGUCACAAACCACCACUUGAAGACAUUUUUUUCUGAGUUACAAUGAAUUUGACCUGCAGUUGGCCAAAGGCCACAACUUGACCCUUCCUCAACCUCAAUCUUCUCAGGCUCAAGGGAGCACUCAGGAAAAAGCAGAAAAGGAGGAAAAACACGCCACGCAGCAGGCCCCGUCCACAGGUGCUGUGCAUUAAGAACACACUGCCAGGUCUGGGCCUGGACGCUUGCGGGGGGGGGGGGGGUCCUGGCCACAGGUGCUAGCUACUUAAAGACCCUCAGAGAUGGGGUUUGCAAGUGAUAAUUAAAACAAAAUAGCUUUUCUUUUUGGAAUGAUUUGGAAGGAAGAAAACGACUAAUGGUAGACCCACUAAAUGAUUGAGGUGGUGGAUUGAGGUUCACGGGCAGCCAUCAAAACACACCUAGGUCUCCAGGUGCACUGUACACACACACACACGCACGCACGCACGUAGACACACACACUGCCUUUUGCAGCACAUUUGAGACUGUCUAGAAAUCUACAUGUCAGUCUGGCUGCAGAGGGGCAGGUAGGCACGCAAACCUCAAGCUGAAAUGGUGGGUCUCCAAGCUUUGGUGAUUGGUGUGAGCCAGAAAUACCAGGCCACCCAGAAGCAAGACAGGGAUCUUUGGGUCAAAGGCUGGCUUCUCUCCUCAACCCAGCUCUCCCGUGAUCUCUUUUCUCAGAGGCUUAGAAAACUUCUAAAAGCAACUUUUUUCUGUAGAAAACAAGUUUCUGGCUAUUCUCUGUUCUGUACAAAGAGAAAGAGCAGCUGCUGAAAAUCUAAUUUGACCUAGAGGCAGACCAACAGUAUUUCCUCCAAGAGCAGUAGAAUCAGCCUGUCCAGAUAUCCCCACAAUCUUCCCCUGAAGAUUGUGCAGAAUGCAAAACCACAAUGGUUCCUUCCCUUUUCUCACAGAUAAAAUGCUCUGUGACCCUUAUAGCAGAAGUCUGGUCAGUAUCUGCUCCGUGGCUCUGUCUGAGGGAUCAGAGGCCCAGAACUAGCAUACAUUUUGUGAUCAGUAUCUCUCCGUGGUGGCAGCAUUCUCACAUGGACACGGGGCCCCCUGCUGGCUCUGGGACGGCAAGCACCAUGCCAGGGUAGGGCACCCAUCUCAUUGUCACCUGACACCCAAAUACCAACGUUUGUGAUGCUGUGCGACAGAAGUCUGAAUGCUUCUGUGCUCAGUUCUCCCAGGAGGAUUAACUGGCAGUACAGAAUUAACUGGGCAGCACCCCACCCUUUAGAUAACUGGGUACCUCCAGUUCUCAAGUCUUGUGCCCUGGUCCCAUCUGUUCAUCAGAGAAGUGGCUUGACCCUCACCUGGCAGGCGUUUGAAAGUGAUCAGUUUGGCUGUGACUCACACAUUUAUGUAAGUCUAGGAUGACAGAGGCAGGGAUCGCAAGGUGGAAAGGGAGGGGAACGAGGCUGCCCCUCCCUCCUCUGGUGAGGAAGGGGGUGUGCAUUGGUAACUUCGGGUACACCAGCUCCAAGGUAGGCAUGGUUGACUGGUGUCAUACACAGUCAUCCCACCUUGACCCGGAGAAAGCUAAGUCAGAACCAAUGGAGAGGGAAGCCUGAAGGGUAGGAAGUGGGAGCAAGGUGCUGGCUUGCCUCAGUGACAGCCAGUAAUAGUUAAAGACAGUGCAGCUGUUAUAAAAACACUGACUUAAAACCUGUCCCAAUCCCUGCCCCAUUUCACUGCCUGCCACCACGGUGCAUUUUGAUACUUUUACCCAUGCACCUAAGUGUACCUGGGUGAAUUCAGAGGAUCCUGGCAGGUGGUUCCUGUACUAUCACAGUAUGCAGUGUGGACGCUAGUGAUGUCUCCUCUCUCCUCCCCCUUCAGCAUGGAAGUUGGUUGUGAUUCAAGGCUGAUGGCUGCCCACAAGUGACACAGGACAGAGCAAUGCUGGUCAGCUGAGAAAAAACAGUGUUCAUUCCUGAAUGCUAAAGGGCAGAGGGAAAUACUGGGCAGGACAUGGGCCUUGGCUUGUGGGCCAAGAUUCUCCCUUAGGAAAAGUCUUCUUGCUCGUGAAAACACUGAUGUAAAAUGAAUUAAAUUAGAUUUUGAUGUACAAACUUUGCUGCUGCUGCCCUCUGACACAACCAGGAACACUUGCAGGUAUUAUACCUGGAACCGGUGCACACUGGGCUCUCUGGAAAGUCUAAAGAUCCACAAUGGAAAUCUCCAAAGUCUCCCUGCCAGUGCUGAUGAGGAGUCUCAGACAAUUGUAAAGUCUGAACUGAGUGGGGUAGGGCGUGACUGUUACUGAAAAGGCAAUGCCUUAUGGGAUCGUGUUUCUCUGCUAGAACCUUGAUCUGACAGAUUUCAACCCACUCAGAAAGUGGUAGAUAGAAUGAGCUGUAGAAAUCCCCCUUCCUGUUGUAAGGUUAUGAAUCCAGGUUUGAAGAAGCAGAGACCCUGCCCCCAUUCUCCUCUGGUCUGGUUUUUAGUGGGUAUACGGAGGAGGAAGUCUGGGCUCCCCAAAGAACAUGGUUUCCAGAGCACACAAGCUGCUCGUCCUCUCCUUGUGAGCUUCUAGGUUCCACUGUAUCCUGGACCUCACCUUCACAAAAAAGUGUGAUGUACCUAAAUCAGAGCCAUGGAUCCCAGGAUGCCACAGAUGACUCAAUUGCAUUUAGUGCAGUCUUUCCAUGUAGCUAAGUAUAACACAUGGUGUGCCUUGAGAGGAUGCCAGGUGUCACAUGUCCCAGGCCCCAGCCCCUGGGGAAGCUGGUGUGUAACCCUUCAUGUGCCAACAUUUAUCGCCUCCCUGAAUCCCUCUCUUUGCUGUUCCACUCUCCCCUUUGACUCCAUGGCAGACACAGUGCUACGUGCUCACCCAGUUUCCUGCUUUUGCACACAGCUAAAUUUCAUUUCUCAGCAUCCUUCAAUUUUAGAGCCAUGUGAGAGAGGCUGUUUCAAUGGGGACUUAGGCCAGUUUCAGGCCUGGCUCUGAAAAAUGCCCUAUGCAAUUCUCCAGCUCUCUUGCCCUGGGCUACAGCCUCCAGGUAGGAGACUGCAGGGGAGAGGCAGGCUUCCUGACCUGCAUUGGAGUGAGAUAAGAGCAGGGAAUAAACUUUUUCUGGCAAACCACUGUGCUUUGAUGGUUAUUAGUUAUUGCAGAUUAGCUUACCUCAGCCUGAUUGACCAGCCCAGCUCUUCAGAGUUCUUCUUCUUAUGUCCAGGUUCCUCAAGAUACAAUAGGAGGCCAGGUACAACUUCCACUCCCCCAAGCUCCCUACUUAAUGCAGUCCCAUGCCACAGCAAUGUGUGGGACCCUCUGGCCACAUUAUCCAUCAGUUACUGAAGUGGAGAUUGAAGAGCAGAUUUUCUGCAAAAAAUAUCUAAAGAGUAAAUAAAAUGUUUUUGCAUA